AGUCGCUUCGAAGCCACAGAGAGAGAGAGAGCAGCUUGAGUUCUCGAAGCCUCAUACCCAGCCACAGCAGGUUGAAAAAAGGAUCUUGAAGAAGAAGAAAAAUGUCAGGUGAAGAGGUUGUUGUCGCCGCUGAGGCCCCUGCUCCAGCUCUCGGUGAGCCUAUGGACAUCAUGACAGCUUUGCAGCUAGUCUUGAGGAAAUCGUUGGCUCAUAGUGGGCUUAUUCGUGGUCUUCAUGAGGGUGCAAAAGUGAUUGAAAAGCAUACUGCCCAGCUUUGUGUAUUGGCAGAGGACUGCAACCAGCCAGAUUAUGUUAAACUUGUGAAAGCACUUUGUGCUGACCACAAUGUGAACUUGAUAACUGUUCCAAGUGCUAAGACUCUUGGCGAAUGGGCCGGUUUGUGCAAGAUUGAUUCCGAGGGUAAGGCAAGGAAGGUUGUGGGUUGCUCUAUGUUGGUUGUGAAGGAUUAUGGGGAGGAAACCGAAGGCCUUCAUAUUGUUCAGCAGUAUCUCAAGACUCAGUGAGUGACUAUCAAUGGAUACCUCUUCGAUUAGGCAUGCAUUGGAGUUUCACUAGAAACCUUGCCCCUCUUGUUGGUUUGGGAGACUGGUUUUAGGAAAUUUUUGAUGUUCUGAGUACCCUAUCUGUAGCAGUUGAAAAGAUUUUGGUUUUCACAUGUUUGCAAUUGUUUGCUUUUAUGGUACUGGCUUUUAUCCUCAAUAUCGGAUCAAAUAUGUUUGAUGUUUUGGAAUCCGAAUUCUGAUUGAUAGUC
Rhododendron vialii is the source of this 772-nucleotide messenger RNA. RefSeq names its product small ribosomal subunit protein eS12-like. Gene Ontology annotation, cellular component: ribosome; cytosolic small ribosomal subunit. The transcript has 5 exons. Gene Ontology annotation, biological process: translation. NCBI's taxonomy places the organism in Eukaryota, Viridiplantae, Streptophyta, Magnoliopsida, Ericales, Ericaceae. The coding region runs from base 102 to 524 and encodes 140 amino acids. The record is from RefSeq and is a predicted model, not a curated record. Gene Ontology annotation, molecular function: structural constituent of ribosome.